This is a messenger RNA of Spodoptera frugiperda (fall armyworm), 1684 nucleotides long. RefSeq lists its product as uncharacterized. The coding region runs from base 95 to 1453 and encodes 452 amino acids. The transcript has 3 exons. The record is from RefSeq and is a predicted model, not a curated record. Lineage: Eukaryota; Metazoa; Arthropoda; Insecta; Lepidoptera; Noctuidae.
AAUCAAGAUGUCAAUCAUGAUUUAUUUACAAGAAUAUAUAUCAUAUUUUUUAUAAUAUUUACCUUUUACAUUUUACCAUUUUUUUAAAUUGAAAAUGUUUGCUAAUAUUUUACUUCGAUUUUAUUUGGUGAACGUUUUUUUAUACACACUGUUUAUUGACAGCGAAUGCUCUCUUCUCUCGAGAGUCAAAAAUCCUGUGGAACAUUAUCCUGAUACGACUCCAAUCUCUGAGCUGCCUAAAAAUAUUUACAGAUAUGAACCGUAUCGAGGCCACAAAACUCUAUGGGUACCCACACAUACAAGUGAGUGGAGUACACAGACAGACGACCGAGUACCUACGAGAACACAUCCUCCGACGCAGAAACAACAAAAUUACAAAGAGACGCCGCGCCCAGGUAUCAAGACAACAACAAAAAGACAUUUUUGGCAUAAUUUUGAUAAUGCAGCCGAAGAAUGGCCGAAAGUGAUUUUGGUUACAUCAAGCACGACGAGAUUAACAACUUCAAAGGCAAGAAAAAAAACAUUUCCAACUUACUUCCCUCAGAUACAUUUAUUACCGAUAGAUCAAACUGAGACCGAUAUUAUCGACGCUGGUAAUGCCGAAGACCAAAAAUAUGUCGAUGGAAGUGAGAAGAAUGUUACGAAUGUCAAUGAAAAAAUUACAAGUACGCCAGUUGAGCCAGAGAUUGAGCAAGUAACAGAAGAUUAUGAUGAAUUAUUUUCAGCUACACAGCCUGAGAAUACUUCAAUUCUCAUUCAUCUUCGUAAAGGCAAAGGUAAAAGCAAAGGCAAGCAAGGAGCAACAACCACUACGACCACUACUGAAAUUAAUAAGGGUAAGACCGUUAAGGAGACGACGACAAUUAAAGUAACAACAUCAAAAACUCGGACAACUCCUAAAGUAGCAGAAAAAAAAUUAGCUGAAGCUGUUGUUAGGAAAUGCUACCAGUGCGGCUUGAACCUCACCGAUAUACCAGUACCACCAACUUGUCACCAAAUUUUUGACAAUACUAAACGCCAGUAUCAAUAUUUAAAGCACCGCUACAAAGUUUUGUGUAAAGGAGAGGUGUGGACUAAAGGCAGUAAAACGAAACGAGCGCCUGAGUUUAAUGUUAAGCCAAGGAAGCUUUACAAAGAUGGUUGUUUCAAGCGAUUUCUUGACAUCGGCGAAACUUAUGACGAAAGGGGUUGCCGAACAAUGCCGCCGCAAUUGGGGAAGAGUUUCGCAUCCGAUAGAUUCAUGAGUCUUGAGAAAGCUGCGCAUUCGAUGUCCGAGGGUUGUGUCACCAGCCCGCAUGCCUCCUUGACACCCUUCAGCCGGGGUAUCUCCUUGUAUGCCCGAUAUCACGUCUGUGUGUGCAUGAGUGACUACUGCAACAACGCACACUACAGCAAAACAUCUCUUUAUUUACUUAUUUUAAAUAUAUUUACAAACAUAUGUUUUAAUACAUGAAGUGUGUCAUUAUGUAUCUAUGAGUCAACAGUAUUUUUAAUGUACUGGCGUCUAUGUACAUAUUAUGCAACAUCAGAAAUUUACAGAAUCAUACCAUUAGUGUGAAAUUAUUAUUUUAACAGCGAAUAUUGUGAUGUUUUUUAUUUUGAGAAUUUGUUAUUUUUGAUAUAUUUACAUAUAUUUUUUAUACGUUGUUUUUACACCUUUAUUGAAAUAAAUUCGUAAAAUCAA